Messenger RNA from Populus nigra (black poplar), 947 nucleotides. RefSeq lists its product as uncharacterized. Bases 243 to 575 code for a protein of 110 amino acids. Lineage: Eukaryota; Viridiplantae; Streptophyta; Magnoliopsida; Malpighiales; Salicaceae. The transcript is spliced from 2 exons. The record is from RefSeq and is a predicted model, not a curated record.
AUUUUUUAAGGUUUUUUAACGUCAAAAAUAAAUCACAAAAUAAGCUCAUAUCUGUGUCACUACCUGUGAUUUUUAAGGUUUUUUUCCUCUUUUUUUAAUCUAAAAAUGUGUCACGACAUGAAAACAAAACAACAGCAGCAAGCAAACAACAACAAAAGAGGGUUAGGACAGUUGAGAAAGAGGAUUAAAAAUCUGUCUUAAAAAAAAGGAAAGUAAUAGCAAAGAGAGAAGAGAGAAGAAAAAUGGUGUUUAACAGCUUAAUUGUAUUAUCAGUAGCCCACGUAUCAGCAGACGUAUGGCAACAAAUAGCAUGCAUAAGGUUCCAAGAUCGUGUUAGCAGUCAACAGCUCCUUGAUCUUGUUUGCUGCUUUCCUCUUCAACAACUGGGCCGUUUAGCUCUUUUCGUCUGGACUUUCCUCUGCUUGCCUCCACCUGAUUCUUUCCUGUCUUCUUACUCUUAUUACUCCACAUCAUCAGAUGAUGAAGAUCACCAUCAGUAUGGUCAUCAUCAUCAUCAAGCCUCUUCUUCCUCCUCCUCUGCUGAUGUUGAAUACAACUACUAUGACUCUGACUAAUUUACUCCAAUUUGUUUCAUCAUUUGUGUACGUUGUAGAGUUUGUCUUGAUAGAGGAUCGGAAAAGAUGAUUGUGUUCAAGUUUUGACUUCAGUCGGCUACAUCAAGCAAAGAGUUUCCAGAUGAGUAUGAUAACUAAAAGGAGCUUGUUUAUGUUCAUCUUGUUUGUAUCCCUCUAGCUGUUGACAGUGCUGAAUCUUUGUAAGUCAUUAAUUUCAGAUUUUUCAAAGUUCCGUAUUUCAUGGUUGUGUGAUUGCUUUAAAACUAAAGAUACAGUUUCUAAUGCAAAAUGUAUUAUAGAUAACUGUUUGUACAUAUGGAUGAUUCUGGACUUCUUAUUUCAUUCGUUUUGAAUGACUCUUUAAAUCGACUA